AUGGGUGAGCCGGCGGAGGGGGUCAAGAACUAUCGCAAGCCGCGGCGGAGGCCCGCACAUUUGCGUACUAAAACUGGCUGUCUGACAUGUCGCCAGAGAAAGAAAAAGUGCGACGAACAUCCUGGCGUCUGCCAAAACUGUGCUAAAAGAAAGAUUGACUGCAUCUGGCCUGCGAAACCAAAUUCACGGUCCAACGAGCCAAGCCCGAGUGCGAGAGGACAGGAUGCCUCACCAUCACCUAGCCUUGCCACUGAGUCCGUUGAUAACAAUAACGCUGAACUCCAAGCCAUUGGCGAUGCAGACGAGCAGGUAUACACCUACUUCUCACCCUCUUCAGCUUCACUCUCGCCGGGAUCUGUUAUCCGCGGUGUGGACAACAACGACAACGAUGAGCUUCCUCUGAUAGUGUCUCCUCAACUCACUGCCUUCUCGUCAAACACCAAAAUACAUAGUCCUCCUCUGUUCGAUUACAUGCGGAUGGUGUUUGUCCCGCAGCUUGUUCGACCUGCGACCGACCGCCAAUACAUCGACGACUUCACAAGUGGCAGUCUUCAAGUCGCAAACAACAUACCAUUCUUCAUGGAUGCUCUGUUGGCUUGCUCUGCCGCCGAGAUUAAGAGAGACGACCCCUUCCAUCGCAGAAUGGCUGAAACACACUACAUCAACGCUGUGGGAGGGAUGCGAGCCUACCUCGCCCGGGACGAUUCUCCACUUGCAGAGAUUAUCGCCCUGCGGACUGUUCUCAUCCUGUGCAUCUAUGAGAGGACUCGUCUAUACCACUCCGAAGGAGUAUCUACUCAUCUGUAUGGUGCUGCCGCGCUGCUCAAGUCCUGCUGGAAGCGAAUGGAAGCAUCGAGGAGCAUGCCAGCUGCCUGGACUACCACACGCAUCCUUACCUUGGAGUCUUUCAUAUUCCAUGUGGCCACGAGCAUCCCCUUUCAGCAUCCCUCUCCGACCUCAUCUACUCUGGUUGAUGAAGCCUUUAUGAAUGCCCAACUUAUCCUGGAACAACUCUGGUUGGAAAACACAAUGGACUAUGCCUAUUCUCCAGUCCUCGGCGCACCCCCGAUGUUGUUCUCGUUCGUGCGACAAGUGGCACUGAUCUAUUCGCAAUUUCGCUGCCAAAGCUUCGACGUGCGCCAAUGCCAUCGUCUGGAACAGGAUCUCAGGCGGUGGAGUGAUGACAACAUUCCCAUCCCAAACACUCUGCACGUUGUCGGCUCCGACGAUGCCGUCAAUGGAUGUCUGGCCUUGUCUUUACUCACUGAUUCGCAGAAUGCCAGCCAGUCCUUCUUUGGUCCAAAACUCUAUACCUUUGCUGCGAAGCUUCUCCUGAGGCAUAUGAUAGCAUAUUCGUCUGGAAUGAGAGGCCAACGUCUCUCAACACACCUGUCGAGUUUGUUCUCAGAGCUGAUGGUUCUUGUCCGCUUCGUCGAACCAUCCGUGGAUUAUUUCGCAGAAUACUAUGCCUGGCCGUUCUAUUGCUUGGGGGUCUGCAUUGAAGGUGCACAGGCCCGAGACUUCUUGAUGAACAAGAUCAUGGCAUUUUGGAAGACAACUAGGAAUGGGACGAUGAGACGCCUGGCAGAUAUCUUACAAGAGGAUUGGGCACAUUAA
Molecule: messenger RNA, 1617 nt
Organism: Cladophialophora immunda
Lineage: Eukaryota; Fungi; Ascomycota; Eurotiomycetes; Chaetothyriales; Herpotrichiellaceae
Exons: 3
Coding region: 1-1617 (538 amino acids)
Biological process (GO): positive regulation of transcription by RNA polymerase II
Cellular component (GO): nucleus
Molecular function (GO): zinc ion binding; DNA-binding transcription factor activity, RNA polymerase II-specific; transcription cis-regulatory region binding
Source: RefSeq, a predicted model, not a curated record